AACAUAUGUCACAUUUGAUAUUGAUGCUACCGGGCUUGCAUUUUUUUUUGUUUCGAUUAAUCAAAAUUAACCUAAUCGCUAAUCACGAGAUCAAGCAGUUGCAUUACAUAUUUUAAAAUUUCGUGUCCUAGUUGAAUGAAAAGCACAAUCGUUGAAGCCCUGUAAGUACCGAAUCGAGGCGUUUUCGCUGAAUACCAUUAAAUUUAGUCAAUGUCGGAUUGUGUCCAGCUUCUUUAUUGUGUUGAACUGUGAUUCUCUUACUUCGUCACGUUAAGUAGUUAGCGACUAUGUUACAACUUUUAAGGCAAUUUAGUCGAGUCCAGAAAUGUUCAUGUAGUCACAAAAAUGUCGACAUCAGCAGCUGCAGGGAAACCGAUAGUUCCUUCACAACACAACUUGGUUUGGAUUGACCUGGAAAUGACCGGUUUGGAGGUGGAAAAGGAUCGUAUCCUGGAGAUAGCCUGCGUAAUCACCAAUAAGAACUUGGAAAUCCUGGAACGUGGUCCGGAUAUUGUUAUCCACGAGCCGGAAGAGGUGCUGAACGCAAUGAAUGAAUGGUGCCAAACCAAUCAUAGCAAAACGGGGCUGAUCCAGGCGGUUCGUGAAUCGAAAAUCGAUCUGCAGAAAGCUGAGCAAAUGGUGCUGGAUUUCGUCAAAAAGUAUUGCCCGGAAAAGGCUUGCCCACUGGCGGGAAAUACAAUUUAUAUGGACAGAAUGUUCCUGUAUCGAUAUAUGCCGCAGUUGAACGAAUAUCUGCACUAUCGCAUCAUAGAUGUGAGCACGGUUAAAGAACUGUGCAAACGCUGGAAUGGGGCAGUCUUUAGCAACUGUCCGCCGAAAAAGUUGGUGCACCGAGCGCUGGACGACAUCGAGGAAAGCAUACAGGAGUUAAAAUACUACAAAGAUUAUAUGUUUAAAAAAUAGUUUUAGCUUAGCUAGGGAUUACAGGGUCUCUAAGACAGAAAGAAUAUUAGACUUAUAGCUUUUGAUUCGACUUUCGAGUAACUAAAUAAUUGUAAAGCUUUACAUAUUGAAUAAAUUGUGAAGAAAGAUUAUUACUUUAA
Aedes aegypti (yellow fever mosquito) is the source of this 1064-nucleotide messenger RNA. Its product is annotated as probable oligoribonuclease. NCBI's taxonomy places the organism in Eukaryota, Metazoa, Arthropoda, Insecta, Diptera, Culicidae. Gene Ontology annotation, molecular function: 3'-5'-RNA exonuclease activity; nucleic acid binding. The coding region runs from base 346 to 924 and encodes 192 amino acids. The record is from RefSeq and is a predicted model, not a curated record. The transcript has 2 exons. Gene Ontology annotation, cellular component: mitochondrion.